Messenger RNA from Penicillium diatomitis, 396 nucleotides. Its product is annotated as L51/S25/CI-B8 domain-containing protein. The transcript has 3 exons. The record is from RefSeq and is a predicted model, not a curated record. The coding region runs from base 1 to 396 and encodes 131 amino acids. NCBI's taxonomy places the organism in Eukaryota, Fungi, Ascomycota, Eurotiomycetes, Eurotiales, Aspergillaceae.
AUGUCCGGCAAAUACGUCUUUUCCAAAGGCCUGAAGGAGCUGCGUUUUCUCUUCUGCCAAUCCUCCGAGCAGAGCGCUGCGACAAGGUCGGUCCAUCAGCCUAGCACAUCGGAUCGAGCUCUUCUGCCUUUACACGGCGCGCUUUCUCUUCAAAAUGGUAGCGACCAACUAGCUGACUCGAUGCGAUCAAUACACAGAUCCUUCAUCAACCGCGCCUAUCCCACUAUGAAGAAGCACAACCCGCACACUCCCAUCAUGAUCCGCGAGGCUGCCGGUACCGAGCCGCGAGUCUUUGCCCGAUACGCUUUCGGCAAGGAGACUCAAGAAGCUCUGUCUGGGCUGUCCGACUCCCAGAUUGAGGAGCGCAUCACGAAUCUGGUGAAGCAGGCCUCAUAA